UCGUAAGCGCUGAUACGGUAAUCAUGACGAAAUGGCACCUACGACUGUUCUAAAUGAGGAACACGUAUACAACUGAUGGUUCACAAGAACGAACAGUUGUAGCGAAGUAUUAUUUUUCUAGAUACAUUCACCUCGCACUCUGAGCCUGGAAUGUCGACGCGAUCACGAGCUUCCUCUGUUCGCUCGUUCCUACGAACGAACAGUUGUACCGUAAGUUUGUUUGUUCUUGUUUUUUUUUUCUAAAUAUUUGCCUAAGCAUUCUGAGCCGGGAAUGUUCGCGCAAAGGCGCGCCAGAGAACGAUGCAACUUGUUGCGCAUUGCACGCCGACAUCAAAUCGAAAAGCAGAUGCUUUCAGAGUGGCACUCAGUUAUUGUGAAACGAGUAAACCACGCCGCAAUGAGCUGCGUUACUGUGGCGCGUCUGUAUUAUGAGAGUGAAACUUGUUUCCGUAGCCUUAGGCCACUGAAGCUUGUUUGAAUAGCCUUAGGCCACUUGGAAAACGCAUGGCUCAGGGGCAUUUUCAUCUGAGAGUGAGAAAUCAGCCGCGCUGAGGACAUCAUUUCGGGACAAAUAGGUGGAAACGUCAGGCUUGCGAUAAGAAGAAAUGCUUACACGACGUAAUAUCUUACCAAACACAAAUGUAUCGGUUCGAGCUAAUGAUCACUGCUGCAUUUUCAGACACCACCAGAUGCCAUCAACGCUUGGUACCUUCUGGGCGAGGCGGAAAAGCAGUUCGCAACAAUGCACGCAUCAAGGCCGUGAUAGAAGCCAGGGUCAAAGCCAUCAAAGCGCCAGAAAUAACACCCGAAAACGCUCAGAAGGCACCUGUCCUGCUCGCCAACCUGGCGUGCGAGAUCGGGAUGGGGGAAUGUAGCGCGCUUGUCCCCGAUAACGUCACUGCAAGUGGACUUGACAAUGCCUUCGAUUCCGCACCUCUGGCCCCCGAGGCGGUAGCCUGCUAUUUCGGCUCCACUGUGACGCAUGAAGCAGAGUUCGACGCCAGGAUGCCGCUGACGCCGGGCUCCGAGCCGUCCUGGUCGGUACGCUUGGCCUUCUGCGGUUGCAUUCCGAGCCAGUAUCAGAACCUGACCGAUAAGGUCAACGAGCAGUACACACUGGCGCUCGAGAAAGACUGGACAGACGCAGAGGCCGGGUCCAUUCGUGUGCCAUACGGCCUGCGUAAAUUGGCACUCGAUACCUUGGCUCCUACAGCGACACUGCCUACAGAGGCUGCCGUGUACCAAAAAUUUCUGAAGAGCGCUGCAAUCUUGAAACUCGUACGAACGACAGGAGAGCUGCAAAAGGUGAAGGCGGAAGCAGCAUCCAAAGGGGGUAUUCCGGAUACUGUGUUGCAAGCACUCGAGGCCAGCCUCGUAUCGGUGAAUGCGCCCCUCCGAGAAUGGAUCUACUACUGACUGCCGACGCCUUAAGUGGGCCAGCGCAAGGAGGCCCAACUGCGUGGUGCCAGCCACUCCCCGAUAUGGAGCUACCUCUAAAUAAAUUGCUUUGGCC
This is a messenger RNA of Dermacentor andersoni, 1513 nucleotides long. RefSeq lists its product as uncharacterized. Lineage: Eukaryota; Metazoa; Arthropoda; Arachnida; Ixodida; Ixodidae. The record is from RefSeq and is a predicted model, not a curated record.